This is a messenger RNA of Sphaeroforma arctica JP610, 1871 nucleotides long. RefSeq lists its product as hypothetical. Bases 306 to 1076 code for a protein of 256 amino acids. The transcript has a single exon. NCBI's taxonomy places the organism in Eukaryota, Ichthyosporea, Ichthyophonida. The record is from RefSeq and is a predicted model, not a curated record.
GUCUCCGAAUGGUGUAUAUAUCAGUAUAAUAAUUAAAAAGGCGAAUCAUUGAAUCUUAUAGUAUACGAAGCAUACAAGCCAAUUAAGAUCUACAGAUACUCUUUAUAUGGGCUAUAAUUGGUGCUCAUAUUUAUUGUACGGAGAAUCUGUCUGAUGUCGUCGAACGUCGAGUACAGAUUACAGAAACAUAUAGCAGCAAAAUAUUUUACGUGUGUGUGGCAUCUGAUAUCACGAACACUACAGUGUGUACAAGUGUACAUAUUGCUUAGUGUAUUUCAUUUCGAUCAUCUUUGAUAUCUGUAAGUAUGGUCAGACACGCGAAUACGCAGCGUGGUGGUAAGCGUGAUGGCAAACAUUUUACAAAUGCAAACAAGAAUAAUAAGAACGUUAUCACAACGCGAACAAAAGUGAUACUAAACAAUCGCAACAAACGGACCGCUGGUAAGAUUGCAAAAGCUUCGACCAAAUCGGGAGCAAACCCUUCCGGUGAUAGUGUGUGGAACCGUAUCCACCUCACACCCGAAUCUAUAGAACAACUGGGAGAUACAACCAAAGCUCUUGCCUUAUUGAAUCGCUCGGUCUCAUUAGCAGUGACUACAAAGACUACGACGACUGGAGGUAAAAACACCGGUUAUAGUAUACUCGCAAAGGAGCACCAGGAAGUAAGCCGUGUCGGAGGUGAUCCUUCUUGGAUUGAUCCACUAAUGAUGGAUCUUGCCCAGGCUAUCUGUAUCUCUGAGUCAUUUAAGGGGAAGGCUAACAAGCCGCCGAUGCUGGAACGCCGUGUGAAGGAAUUGUAUGGACAGGCACGUGCUAGAAAGUACACAGGCAUCGAGGACAAGGUAACGAUGUAUAAAACGCUCUACUUAAUGCGGCAACAGACUAAGUCCAGAGAACACGAGAAGUGUCUGAGUAGAUUGCUUCACUGGGAGAAGAUGACUGUCAACGAAUUUUUUCAAUACAUGGAACCAGAAUUUAUGAUUGCCAGGGAGACGGUGGAUUAUAUCAGGGCUUGUCAUGUGGCCGAUCGCGACAACUACAAACGCUGGGAGGCAAUACGCCGAGGGGCACAAUAGGUUAUUUCUUAUCAAUGCUGCCUGCCCUCGGAUACUUACUAUACAGCCUGUGACUGAGUUUAUCUUUGAACGUUCGGGGACAUCUGAACUUGACUAGCGCAUAUAAAGUUGGAGUCUCUCUUAUCUGAAACUUUAUAUGUAAUACAUAAAAACUGAUUCAGUGAGAUGUAUACACAGAAGCUGAGAAAGGUCUUCCUUGGAUGCAGCGACUCGUAUGUCAUCACUAAGACACACACAUUCCAUUUAGCGUCUUUUGGGAUGAAGUACUGACGGCACUCGCUUUGUCAUGCCUCUCUAAAGUGUACAGACCGAAUCGUGCAAUCGACUUUCGAUCGUAGAAACACCAGUUCGAAUCAUAGCCAUUGUGUCUUCUUACGAAUCCUACAGGACGCUUAGAUAAGCACUCGUGUGUCGAGUGCACAAUGUUAUCGACGGUGGAUAAUCAGACAACGUUCGCGUUUGAGUACUGUCUCCAAAAGAAUACAUCGCAAUAUAUUGGCUUGCGCAGUGGUGGUCAUUUUGGUAAAACUAUUAUCAAGCGUCAUCAAUCACCAUCUAAUGUGGAUGAGGUGGGUUUUACACGGGACAUAACACUCACUGGACAUAACACUGCUGCAUAUGAGUUCAAUUGACCGUUAGAGCUUUACCAUCGGGUGCCGUAGACAUGACCUCGUCGAGAAGACAAAGGGUGAUACAAGUCGACACUGUGUCGUUGUCUUGUAUUGGUCGAGGAAUUAUACCUUGUAUCGGUGACUGGGCGUAUCUGAAGGCUAGCGCUAAUGAAGUCUGAAAUGC